AUGCCCCCCCUCCCCCUCCCUCUCCCAUUCCCCACCUCUAUCCCCCAAAGGCCCCUCGCAUCGCUAAUUUGCCCGUCGGCUCCGUUUCUCGCCCCUCGGCUGUUGUGCGUUCCCAGACGGUCCUCACCAUGCCUCCGGCUACCAACUCUCCAUCUCCGCCUUGGUGCCGCAUACGCAACAAAUAUACGCAAAGAAUCGGCUAAAGCUCGAUAUAUAUGGAAUCGCAAUGCGGGAAAUUCUCAUCUAAAAGGCAAAGCUCUUGCGUCAUUUCGAGAGCGGUUCGUUUCCGCUCUUGACGCCCGAAAUUUGCCAGUUGUGGUGGAGCUGUAUCCUGCCCUCGUUGAAUCCAUCCCGUUGGAGCCCAGGGAUACUCGUGCGAUUGCGACUCAACUUCACAAUUACCUGAGAAAUCAUCCUAACCCUGCUAGCCAGUCGGAAUUUGUCCUCAUGUUCCUCGAGCGAAUAACCCAAGACAUUCAGUCGAGGAAGCUCCCGCCGCACACAUUCGCCCAUGUGCACUUGCUGGGUAUUUACAAAGAGUGUAAGAAAUAUGAUGAAGGUUAUGCAUUCUGGCUGUGGCUGCAGGAACAGGACGACACCUAUGUGGAUCAGGCUGUGUACGGGGCCGCGAUCGAGAUGCUGGCCUUUCAAGGGCGCACCAGUCUUGCAACGCUCGAGGAGCUGUACAUCAAUGGCCUCAAACGCUUCCCAGGUACCUUUGCAGAGUACCACCUCUCUCCUGAAGCUAUCGUACCUGACCGAACACAACCCACCACCAUCCCUGGCAUUCCCUUGAUCCUCCUCCAGGGUAUAUUGACCGCUCGAAUGUGCUGGCGCGACUGGAAGAAGGCAUAUCUGGCCCUAGACACCGCCCUUCGGCUCUACCCGCAUCAAGUACCCCCACGGUUUUUCGAGCUCUUUAUGAACGAAAGGCCCAUGUCUGAGGGAUACACAGUUUUUCUUCUGGCAUGUCGUGCAGGGAUUCUGCUCAAGCCGAACCACUUGACCAGUCUUUUGUCUAUGCUUAGCGACACCAUGGGACGAUGUCCUUCUCUCGACGACCGGAUGGUGAUUCUUCAGGGUAUGGUUAAUGCUUUGUAUGCCUAUCUAGAAGCUGGAGGCAUGAUUCAAGGCCCGCACGUGGGCUCCAUUCUCAAUGCUUUCGGUAAUCUGCUUCCCCGCAAGCCCUUCGGAGAAGAUUACCAAGGCAACGAGGGAAAGAUCCGGAAUAUUAUCGUCACCACAGCCCACGAAAUCAUGAAGACUCUUAUACAAUCGGGAGUGCCUCCGCAGCCUCAGCUAUUCAUAUCGCUUAUCAAAUUGGCCGGCACUCUUCGGGUCCCUUCUUUGCUCGAAGUCUCCCUCAGGGAUAUCGAAACUGCUCGUAUUGACAUUGGCGCAAUAGGGAGCAGGAACGUGCUUAUUUCUGCCGGGCAUCUUCGAGAUAGGGCCACGCUAGAACGCUUCUGGACAGCCAUUGCUUCCCAAGCAGAAUCAGAAGGCAGGCAGGUUACUUAUUCCGAUUGGAUUACUUUCGGAAGAGCAUGUCGACAAGCGGACCUUAAAGACUUCUUCAAUGAACAGCUUCAAAAAUUCAAACACUCGGUUACUCCACGGGAGGAAGUGCUUCUAGCGCAAGAGCUGAACUGGAGCGAGAAACCUCCCACGGCCGAGAACUUCUCGCUCAUGGAUCCAGCAAAUUUUAUCUCUAUGAUGGGGACUAUUCGAGCUCGCAUUAACGAUAUUGCUACAGCCGUCAUGUCCGGUCAAACCCUGGACCUUCUGAAGACCCCCUUUCCCAUGUUCCUUGACCCGGAAAGGCGAUCAUUGGGCCUGAUGAAAGAUCUGCGGGCCGUUUACGACGAGCUCAGUACUGAUCCUUAUCAGCCACCUCAAAAACACACGCCACAGCAUUCAAUCCCUCUGAGUGCCACAGGAAUCCCGUUGGAUGAAUUGCGCUUCCAGAACUGGGUCACCGUCAUGGAGCUUAUGAGUGAAGCCGAAGCCACUGAACUUGAGUUUCAGCGGCGAUUAGAUGAAGCUAUUGCUAAAGGGAGACCUUUUAAACAAAACCAUCACAUACUAACCUUUCGCUUUGCUGCCAGUGCACCUCCUUCUAGAGACGAGGUUCGAGCAACUAUCAGGCGCUUGCGAGCAUCUAGGGACCCCCUCUCUUCUCCGGCUCCCCCGACUAAUAUUCGCAAAGUCGUCACAGAAAUCCAUACCCCCUCCAGUUCCGGUGCGAAAAGUUCUAGCAGUCAUUUGUAUAAGACUAUCUUCCAAUCUGGGUCCGAAUUCAGUACCAAAAAUACUUCGGCAGCGAAAUCAAGCAUCACUGCCGAGUACACCACCUCUUCACCUUCAAAUGAGGAUGUAUCAUACGCUGAAGCGCGGUUCACGCCUUUAAUUCGGCCAGUCAUCUCUGUCAAGCCUCAGAUCAAACCAUAUAUAUCUCUUGAAUCCACUCAUAAAGCUCCAGCACCAAGUCCAACAAGUCUCAAACAUAGACCACUUGCCAAGCCGAAAAGAAGCCUUCCCAGACAUUUACCGGCGAGCAAUUCUUCUUAGAUACCCACUGUACAACAGUAUCGCCUGUAAUUCACCUGUUCAAUACCAAUCAAAAUAGCGACAGAUGAUCGCAGUUCCGGUCUACCUUGUAAGAUGGUCGAUAUGACUAGGCACAGAAUUUAAUAACGGCAUUUUAUACCCGUCCACGAACGUCUUGUGUGUAUACAUAGAUUCUAUCUGCAUAUACGAUAGAUUGCGCCGUUGAAAUCCUGCAUUGCAUUGCAUCGCAUCACAUCACAAGCGAAGUUAUCUAUCUCGCGUCAAACGGCCAGAUCAUCGCAUCUCUUUUCAUUCCUCUAACUUCUUUAAGAAACGCGCCAUGUCCUUCCGCAAUCAGGUCAUUCUUUACAGAGGGGGCAUGUUCCAUAUGCAAUACCAGUAUAGCAACUGUGCGAAGGAGUUUUUUUCCCACCUUCUCGAGGGCAAUGGCCUCCAG
Molecule: messenger RNA, 3004 nt
Organism: Lindgomyces ingoldianus
Lineage: Eukaryota; Fungi; Ascomycota; Dothideomycetes; Pleosporales; Lindgomycetaceae
Exons: 3
Coding region: 1-2568 (855 amino acids)
Source: RefSeq, a predicted model, not a curated record